Molecule: messenger RNA, 1596 nt
Organism: Xiphophorus hellerii (green swordtail)
Lineage: Eukaryota; Metazoa; Chordata; Actinopteri; Cyprinodontiformes; Poeciliidae
Product: complement C1q-like protein 4
Exons: 5
Coding region: 1-585 (194 amino acids)
Molecular function (GO): protein binding
Source: RefSeq, a predicted model, not a curated record
AUGAAGUCACAUUUCAAUGUUUUUCAUUUUGCUCCUCCAACAGCUAAGACAAAAGAACUGGACUUGCUAAAACAACAAUACCAAGCUCAGGCAGAAGAACUACUCAGUGUUAAAGUCAAGGCAAACAACACUGAAAACGAAGUGGAGAUUCUGAGGAGAGAAGGAGAAGUGAAUCGAGUGGCUUUCUCAGCCUCCUUGAUGGACUCAGGUAGUGGAGACGUUGGACCAUUUAAUGCACAGACGGAUCUGGUCUUCAAACAUGUUAUUGCAAACAUCGGAAAUGCAUACAACCCAAAUACAGGGUUUUUUAUUGCACCAGUGAGAGGAGUCUACCACUUUGAAUUCUUUAUCUACGGACAUGGACAUGCUUCACACGGUUCAGGUGCUGUGCUGUUCAAAAAUGGAGAACACAUCGUUAUUGGAUAUGGACAUCAGGCUUCUCUCGGUGUCAAUGGUGGUAACAGUGCCACCUUGCUGUUAGAGGUUGGAGACGUUGUGUUUUUGCGUCAAUGUCAAAACUCAAGGAUUCAUGACAGCCAUAGUCAUCACACAACCUUCAGUGGUCAUUUGCUUUUCCCCAUGUGAGAAUCAAGGAGUUCUGAUUUUCUGCAAGAAGAAAACGUUGUAUCACCAUAACAUCAUGUCUGAACUGAAUGUAUACUUUACACUCUAAAAAGUAUUUUUGGCUGUUGUUAAUUUUAUGGACUUAUUUACAUUAAUCUCACUUUAUUAAUUUGGUGUAGUGAUGACAACUUACUUUUUUGCGUUCAAUUAGCUUAAAAGUUAACUAACUUAAAUUAACUUAAUUAACUUAAAGGAACUUUUUACUUGGACUUUCUUGAAACAAUUGAGUUAAAUGCCAGUUUCAUGUCUGACCAAUUCAGUAUAUUAUGAUCAUCCAACUCAAUUUACUAAGUUUUUAGAACUUAAUUCAUUAAGUGUAUUUAAUAUUACAAAUUUAAGUCACGCUUACUGACAUCACUUAUUUUUGUCUAAUAAAUAAUUCAAAUCUUUUUAACUAAAUUCUAGAGAAAGUCAACUCAUACUUUUAAGUUGUUCCAAACUAAAACACUAAAAUAUCCAAAAUUACAUUAUCACUCACAUUGUACUUAAAAUACAGCUAGAAUUUAAUAAUUUUACAUUUAUAUUUUAACAAGUUACUUUUACAAAAGUCCUCUACACUGAAAAAAGAAGAUAGUUGAAUCAAGUUAAUAAAUAAGAGUGGGAAGAUCAUGCAGCAUAUGUUAUCAGGCUGGAAUCGAACCUGCAACAGCCACAUCAAGGACUACAGUUUCCUAAAGAGUCGUUCUUAACCGCUGCACCACCACAGCAGAAUGAAAGGAUCUGUCCCUGGGGAAGUUUGGUCAUGACAUCAGCUAUCAGAUAUGAAUGCAGCAUUGAACUUAAUUGUUUCAAAUACACUUUUUAGAGUACUUUUUAAAACUUAUAAACUUAACGAAUUGAGUUGGAUGAUCAUAAUAUAUUGAAUUGGUUACACUUAGAAAAUUUAGUUGGAUAAACUUAAUUGAAUUACUUGUUACCAGUUGAAGCAAUUCAAUUAAACUGGUUCAAAAAAUCUCUUUUUACAUUGUAGUU